AUGCUACCGUCAUCGCUGCCCACCUUGCUCGGGAACACCACUUUUCUGACCCAGGACCUUUUUUACGUACCGUACGAAAACUACAAGGUUCUUCAAGACCCUCCGGGGCUCGCAAUUAUCAUUCUUUCCAUACAGACUCCGGCAACCAGCCAGAGCGGUUCGCUCUGGCGGACCCCAUGCAUCGGCACGCUGGCGGGCCACUAUAGAGUUCAGGCGGAUUACAAUGACUACUCACCACAGGAGUCGCAUCCGCCGCAGCAAAGCCAGUCAUCGCAUGCCUACGAGCCGCACCACCCACGAUCCCUCGCAGGUUCGUCGACACUGCACGACCCCACGGAGCAUCACAGCCAUCAUGUGGCGGCGCACUCACAUCAUCCUCCAGCCCUCCAUGGACUGCCACAGCAUCGCCAAACUCCAUCCCACCACCACCCGGUGCUGCUAGACCCGGUGCAGAUGAGCACCCACUCGGGUUCGAGGCAUAUAGGACACCAAACGCCGACGCAGUAUGGGGCUGGCCCGUCUCCUCAUUCCGUGGUCCCGCCACCGCUCUACCCGUCAAUGACACCGACACAGUCAGGCCCGAGCGGUGGUAUCAAGCGAUCCCGACCCGAUGAUCUCGAUCUUUCAGUGCCCGGAAUCGCCGAGCUUGACCAAGGUGAGAUGGACUCCAUUCAGCAGUCGCAACACAUGGGCGCGGCAUAUGCACAAUCUGCAUCGACGCCUCAACACCACCACCAUCGGAUGCCUGAAACCGGUCCUCCCUCAAAGAUGAUGCGUCGGGAUUCCCAAGGAGCAGGUGGCGUUGGUGGUGGCGCGCCAAGCGUGGUGGGCCAAGCAGGCAUGCCACCUCCGGCCCAGAGACCCAGAGGACCAAAGUUAAAGUUCACUGCAGAAGACGAUGCGCUCUUGGUGGACUUGAAGGAAAACAAGAGCCUCACGUGGAAGCAGAUUGCUGAGUUCUUCCCUGGGAGGUCCAGUGGCACACUCCAAGUGCGCUACUGCACCAAGCUCAAGGCCAAAACGACGCAAUGGACCGAGGAAAACGAUCAGAAACUUCGGACAGCUCUGCAAGACUACGAGAGGGAAAAAUGGAGGAUUGUGUCUAGCAAGAGGGAGGCGCGCCGCAUGGACAUACGCUUGGAAGUCCCUUAUAGCAAUCAGCGUCUCCUCCAGGAGCCUCAGCUUCUGGAGGGGACACCACCGGAUACACGCAUCAGCCAGCGACACAUGAAUCAUCACACACCACCGGAGCUUACACCCAUCAACCACCAGCCUCCGAGUCGGGACUUCACUCCGGAUACUCAAACCCGCCGCCUGCCACACACGCCCCCAGCCACCAUAAUAUCUACCACCCCACCCAACUUUAGUAGUCAAGCUCGAUGA
Molecule: messenger RNA, 1383 nt
Organism: Pyricularia pennisetigena
Lineage: Eukaryota; Fungi; Ascomycota; Sordariomycetes; Magnaporthales; Pyriculariaceae
Exons: 5
Coding region: 1-1383 (460 amino acids)
Source: RefSeq, a predicted model, not a curated record